Molecule: messenger RNA, 246 nt
Organism: Soboliphyme baturini
Lineage: Eukaryota; Metazoa; Nematoda; Enoplea; Dioctophymatida; Soboliphymatidae
Source: the annotation of a GenBank genome assembly
AUGAACCAGGUCGUUAUUUGGGAUAAGAUUGUUUUACGCGAUGACAACACUGUAAUCAACAUCAAAGGUGCGCAUCCGAAAUACUACUUUUGGGAUGAUGGUAACGGUCUGAAAGGAAACAAAAAUGUCACUUUGGUACUUUCAUGGAACGUAAUUCCGAACGCUGGUUAUUUGUCAUUUUUUGGAUCACCAGAUACCCAUUCGUUCAGUUUUCCCGCGGAGUACACGGCUAGUCGCUUGUCGUAG